Messenger RNA from Trypanosoma conorhini, 1821 nucleotides. Its product is annotated as coiled-coil flagellar protein, move backward only 2. NCBI's taxonomy places the organism in Eukaryota, Euglenozoa, Kinetoplastea, Trypanosomatida, Trypanosomatidae. Bases 1 to 1821 code for a protein of 606 amino acids. Gene Ontology annotation, cellular component: cytoskeleton. The transcript has a single exon. The record is from RefSeq and is a predicted model, not a curated record.
AUGACGGACGCGGCACAGCUGCUGGGGGAUGCCACGGAUGUGUCGCAGUCGUCGGCGGUUGUGAUCCUCAACACCCUUGUAGAGGAGGGGCGGCUGCUCGAGGAGCGCUCUGACUACCUGAAGCAGAAGUUUAAAGAACUUCACAACCGUGUGCUGGCGAUAUACAAGCGGGACAACUUCCUGCUGAAGCGUGCUCGCCAGCUACGGAGGGAACUGGACUCCCAAAAGGAGCAAAUCGUGGCAAGGGGCAACAGUGCCGUGGAGGACGAUGCAGAGAUCCAGCGACUGAAGAAGCUGCUGCUAGACGCGGAGAAGGAGUUGUCGGAUGCCCAAGAGCGGGAAAGCAUUCUUCAGGUGGAGGUGCUGGAGUUUGACCGGAAGAAGCACACCAUGCUGCUUGAGCGCGAGGACGCCCUCGCCGCCGAAGAGGCGCGUUUGCUCCCCCGCAUGGAGGCCAUUCGGGCGGAGAUGGCUGCGCUUGGGAAGGAGAUUGAGGAGAUGACGACGGAGAUGCAAACCAUUGGCUCAAAGCGCGACGAAACACUGCUGCAGGAGGCGGAGUGCAAGGAACAGUUGACGCACUGGAACACAAUCAUGGCGGAUGCCGCAAAACAGUUCUCUAAUGUCGAGAAAGCCCCUGAGCGCGCACUUAGACAGACGGAGCUGGUCGUAAAAACUUACGAGGCCGCCCGGAUGGAAAUGCAUGCCCUCGAUGAGCGACUCCAGGUUCAAAGCGACAUGAUUGCAAAACUUGAACUGAAGAAAAAUACACGUAGCACGGAUUAUGCCCAGGCGCUGGCUAAUUUACAGAAACUUAGGGCGCAGUUAGACUCCAAACGCUCCACACUUGCGACCCUGAACACCUCACUAGAAAUGGAGCUGGAGGCACGUCAAGGGUAUCAGCAACGCAUUGCGCAGCUGGAACAGCUAAUCAAGACCACAAACAUCGCGCAGGACAAAGAGGCUGGGGAGUUGGAGCACGUGCGUCGUGAAAAAGAACGCGUAGGCAUGGAGUACUUGGAGUUGGAGCAUGUAGUUGCCAAUAUUAUUAGGGAGAAGAAUGGAAUCAAGGAAAAUAUUGCGGACGCCAAAAAAAAGAUGGAGCGGGUACAAGCCAAACGCAAGCAUAAUCUUCAACGCCUUGAAGAGGCUCAGCGAGAGCUGGACCAGCGAAAUCGAGCGUUUCUAAAGGAACAGGGCCGUGAGCAGGAGUUUGUCGCCAAGGCAGAGGCUGUACAGGAAGACAUCGCGGCCAUCAAGAGCGAGAUUGCAGAGCGCGUCUCACAGGAGGAAGUAAAACGUCGAGAGACCCAAACACUGGUUGUUCGGCGGCAGGAACUCAACCGAGAUUGCGGAAGGGAGAAGAGCCGAAUAAAAAUGGGAAAGAAUGAGCUGCGUAUGAAGGGGAUGUACGUGGCUGAUGUGCGUAAGCGGAAAGAAGAGUUGGAGCAGCGCUUAAGCAACAUGAUUGAAGUAUUUCAGAAGGUGAAGGCGGAGCGUAGUCACAAGGCGGCGCAAAUUCAAGCUAUCACGCAGAAAAUGACCGAAAUGUCUGAGAAGAAGACAAUCCUUGAAAACGAACUUGUCGUCCUUUGCCGUGAGUCGGCGCUCAAGGAAACGGAAUUGGCAAAGAAGAAGCGUCAUUUGCAGGAACUUCGUCAGCUGUGUAAAAAUCUUCGCAUGGAGAAAAAUAAGCAUCGCAAGAGCCUAGAGAAGGUGUGUGAUGACGAACGCAAUGUCAAGAAUCAGGUGCGACGCGUAAAUGCGCAGAUUGCGGACCUCGAAGUGGAGAUGGAGGAUGUGAAGCAGGAGAUACCAUGA